This is a messenger RNA of Sphaeramia orbicularis (orbiculate cardinalfish), 1631 nucleotides long. RefSeq names its product acyl-CoA thioesterase 13 (gene acot13). Lineage: Eukaryota; Metazoa; Chordata; Actinopteri; Kurtiformes; Apogonidae. The transcript is spliced from 3 exons. The record is from RefSeq and is a predicted model, not a curated record. Gene Ontology annotation, molecular function: fatty acyl-CoA hydrolase activity. The coding region runs from base 64 to 492 and encodes 142 amino acids.
ACAGUUUCUGGUCGGACGUCAACAGCUGAAGUUGACAUUGUCUUGGCCGAAACAGUGUGAAACAUGUCUGUGCUCUCUUUAAAUACGUUAAAACAAAUCAUGAAAGCAAUGGUUGAUAACCGGGGCUUUGACAGAGUACUCACUAAGGUGGACGUGCUGUCCGCCAGCGCCGGUAAGGUGGUGUGUGAGAUGCGGGUGGAGGAGGAGCACACCAACCGGGCAGGGACGCUCCAUGGAGGCAUGACAGCCACCCUGGUCGAUGUCAUCUCCACCUUGGCCAUCAUGAACAGUGAGAGGGGAGCCCCGGGGGUCAGCGUGGACAUGAACAUAACAUACAUGAAUGCUGCCAAGAUGGGAGAGGAUGUACUCAUCACUGCUCAGGUUCUGAAACAGGGGAGGACGCUGGCGUUUGCAACUGUAGACCUCACUAGUAAGGCCACUGGAAAGGUCAUUGCACAAGGAAGGCACACCAAACACCUUGGCAGCAGCUAAACAGUCUACUUCUGUGUAGUUUCCUUUUUUUUUUUUUAAAUCACAUUAAUUGUAUUGCCAAAACCAGAUGUAAACUUACCAUCAUCUGUAAAUAUUUGGACUGUAAACAUGCACCAGUGUGUCCAUGCUGUAAAUCAAGCCUUAAUGUUCUGUUGUUACUGGUUCAUGCACUUGCAAUAAAACAAAAGGGCAAGAGUUGUUUUCAGAUUUUGCACUGUAUUGGGAUAUGCUCAGCAGUAUGGAUUUGAAAAUCAACAGAAAAAACCCAGAAGUUACACGCAUUAUACUGUUUCAACUGAACACACUGAAUCGACAAGGAGCAAAAUUAUUUGUACAUUGUCAGUCUUUGAAAAGCAAGCCUGCAAAACCCAAUUUUAAUUUGAUAAGCAUGGCAGCUAGUCAUCUUUUAGUAUGUCAAAUUAAAUGAGAUUUUCUUUAAGCAACUUUUGUUAGGUAUAUUAAUCUUUUAACAAAAAGUCAGUCACCAUUUUGGUGUCUCACCAACCCACAUCCCAAAUAAAACAUAGAACCUCAGAUUUCAGUAGCUUUAAAUGAAUAGUGCAUGAACAGCUUAAACAUGGCAAUGACCUUCAUCGUCUAACCAACAUGUCUCAACUUUGUGUACAAUGCCUUUCAAGUCUCAAGAUUUUGGCAAAGGCCUGCCUAACAUGUUUCAGAGGAAAGCAAAUGACACCAAAACUUUUUUUUUUUUAAAGUCCAGCAAAAAAAACUAAGGCGGUUCAUAAGAAGCAAUACCUACACCAUAUGAUUUGACAAAUAUUGUUCAUCUUGUUAUCUUUUCUUACACAGGUGUUUAAACACCUAUUCACACCUGUCCUUGGUCAAGAGAUUGUGUUAAGUUGUUUUAGAACACCUAAUGACAUUACAAACAAGCUUUAACAAUCCUUUCUUAUGACAACAAGGAUAUAAAAAACACGUCCAUCUGAGAACCACCAUGAAGACCUGUGUGCUGUUUGUUCCUGUUUUGAUGCAACAUAAAGAGUUCCUUCAAUGACCGGUGCUGUUGACAGUGCAGCUCCAAGAGAACAACCAACCACUCAAAAUCAAUGUUUGUGCAGGUUCAAAUAAACAAAAAUGGAUGAGUGAGAAGGGAAUGAAGGGGGAAGACAAAUUAAAAA